Messenger RNA from Colletes gigas, 907 nucleotides. RefSeq lists its product as uncharacterized. NCBI's taxonomy places the organism in Eukaryota, Metazoa, Arthropoda, Insecta, Hymenoptera, Colletidae. The record is from RefSeq and is a predicted model, not a curated record. Bases 128 to 850 code for a protein of 240 amino acids. The transcript has a single exon.
AAGUUUAGUUAUAUACAUCUAGAAAUUUCGUUGUAAUUGUUAAAGUAAAUGUAAAUUCUAAAUAUUUUUACGUAUAAUGUAUACAUAUGCAUUAUUAUUGUUACAGACAUAAUUAAAGAAUAGCAAGAUGUACCUCUGCAUUAUUUGUCAGCAUGCGAACAUUUCUAUUACAUAUUUACAUGACCAUUAUGUCCAACAUCAUACCCCACAAGAAUUAUCGCAUGCUAUUAUCAAUCUUCAAGGCUUAAAGUUUAUAGGAGAGAAAAGUUUAAAAUCUAUUAUGUUAGGUGACAAUAAUAACAAUGGAAACUUAUGUAACCAAGUUGUUGCUGAGACUGAAAAACAAAAUAGUCAUGAUGAAACAUAUUGUUUAUUAUACUGCAGUCAGUUUAUUGUUUGGGAACAAGAAUUGAACAAAAGAACAGAAAUAUGUGACGAUGAUUUUUUUAAUAUCAUUGAUGAUCUUUGCACUGAUUUAAGUAAGAAAACACAGAAAAAGAGAAAAAGAGAGAACAAAGCACUUAUGAGUAAAAUUAAAACAGACAACAUUGUUCAGCAUAAUGAAGAUGAAAAUAUACAAAUACAGAAUAAAAACAUGGAAACAUUUAAUAAUCUUGCUGUUCAAAUUUCCACAGCUUCAUCAAUUUCAUCUUGGAAUAUUGAAAGUUCAAAUAUUAAUACAGUUUCUCAUGAUAAAAUUCUUAAAUCAGAAAUAAACGAGGAGGUUGCCACUGAAAAUGAUACACCGUUAACAAUACUUGAUAUUGACGCUAACAAAAAUGUUCUAAUGUAUAAUUCAUCAGAUGAUACUUAUUUUUGGACUUCAAUGUUAUCUGAAAAUUUUGAUUAAAAAGAAAUAUCUACUAAUAAAAUAAUGUAGUUUUUAAACAUCGAUAAAUAAUUGAUG